AUUCGAAAGAAAGAAUUUAAUAAGUUAUAAUAAUCUACGUUAAAUCAAACGGAAUAAAAAUAUUUGAUUAAUUUUACAAUACGAAUUAUCUUUCGUUUUAUUUUUCGUAUGGGAACAGGAAAAAUUUUAGAUAAGAAAAGUUUCAGAAGAGUUCAGCUUUAUUUUUUGUUAUAUUUUUUUUUAUUUUCUUUCUUCCUUCAAUUUCUCUUUUUCGUUUUCAUUUUUGUCCUGUUCCUUCAUUGUUUUGUUCUUUUUCUCUUUUUCUUUUUUUUUUUCUUCUUUUUAUUAUCAUCCAUCGUAUUUUUCCUUUCGUGACUUUCUUUUCUUUCUUUCUUUAUUUUUUUUUUCCGUCUUCUUAACGAACAAAAAUCAAUAUGGUUUUUGACGCGAGCACGAUACGACUGGUAAUACUCUUAUGUGUGACUUUAUAUCUACACGCCGGAGACUAUAGUACCUUUAUACCUUCAAUAUUUGCCAAAAACGUGGAUAAGAAUGAUACAGAUUCUAACAAAGGACCAAUAGGUCCACCGAUAAAAGGAUCUAAAGAAAUAUUAACAAUUGACUUUACGACGAAAAAGGAAACCGAGAAGGACAAUGGUAUCACAAGACGGGCCAAGAUAAUGACAACAAUCAAGACUGCCUGCCUGCCAAAACUCAUUUGCGAAUUGACAUCUUCGGUUCAUCAGGAUCAAUUAAGCGAAAUGGAACGUUCACUGUUGAAUUUGAUUCGGGACACAAGUUUGAAUACCAUCGCAGAAGUGCCCUCGAGAUAUCAUUUCGCGGCUCACAUGGGUCAAUUAAUUUCUGGAGUGGAAGGACAAGGCUGCCAUAACUUCUAUCCUACUUGUCCUCUACCAAGUAUCAGUGUACUUAACAUGAUGAAGAAAAUUAGAUUGCAAUGAAAAACGAACAAAUCAUUGUAAUUUGUUAAAUUGAUGCUACUCGAAGAAUCUUGUGUCGCUGUGAAAGUUUUUAAAAUAUCUGUGAUAUUCUUAUGAUGAUGUUGUUGGGAGAAUAUAAAUGACGUAGGAACGAA
Vespa crabro (European hornet) is the source of this 1036-nucleotide messenger RNA. RefSeq lists its product as uncharacterized. Bases 375 to 902 code for a protein of 175 amino acids. The transcript is spliced from 3 exons. The record is from RefSeq and is a predicted model, not a curated record. Lineage: Eukaryota; Metazoa; Arthropoda; Insecta; Hymenoptera; Vespidae.